Messenger RNA from Coregonus sp. 'balchen', 4925 nucleotides. Lineage: Eukaryota; Metazoa; Chordata; Actinopteri; Salmoniformes; Salmonidae. The record is from the annotation of a GenBank genome assembly.
AUGGGUCUGUGCAAGUGUCCUAAGAGGAAGGUGACCAACCUGUUCUGCUUUGAACAUCGGGUGAAUGUUUGUGAGCAUUGCCUGGUCUCCAACCACAACAAGGUCAGUGGAUGGACAGCUCUAAAUAUUCAAUGUAUCAUGUCAUGUGAAAUUAAAUAUAGACCAUAUAGGUCGUUAUCAAUAAAACGUCACAAUAUGGUGCAGAACGUUCGAUUUGGCUGCUGGGAGGCAAGGAGACUUCCAGCUCCGCUAAAACCAUUGACAACUAUGUCCCGUUUUCAAGGGAUUGUUAAAUAAACGAUUUAGUUUUCAUAUCAUCACCUCUUGAAGAGCAUAGUCAGAACAACACAUUUCCGAUUAUUCCACAUGUAACUCUAUCAUCAGAGUAAUACAGCAAGUAACUGCAUGCUUUUCAUGAUCAUUAAAAAUCAAUUGAUCAUGUAAUUUCAGAUAAGUGAGGGUAGCCAAUCCGAUUGGCAUGUAGCUAGCUAGCCCUUAAUCAUGACUCUCCGUUCCAUUACAUUACACAAGUCAUUGAACGAAGGCGUCUUCUAUACGGGGGAGUUUUGCUAAGAUACCCGACACUCGUCCUGAACAUUACUUUGCAUCACUUGCGGUACAGUUUUGGAAACAUAAGGAACUUAUCUUUCAUAUCAGGUUAAAUUGAUAAACACCUUUUUAUAGGGUUAGUGUUCCCACACGGCCAUAUCUCCAUGUUACAGCGCAUGUUUACGGAAGAGGGACCUCAUGUGCUACCUAGCAUGCUCCGAACACCUGUGUGUAACGGAGGAAUGCCACCAGAAACGUGUUAUCACUGAAAGGUAUUGUUGGCUGCAACUCUGUUAAAACUGUGUAUAUUUUGCAUUUGUGAUGUUAUUUUGAUGUGACAUGAAAGUAAAGGGCUUUAUGUUUCUAGAACCUUAUCGCAAUUGAGAAUCGAUUCACGUGUAGAUGGGAGAAUUUGGCUGUUUUGGCUGCCUGAGCCAGUCCACCUCUGAAAAUAACAUAAGAUCCUUGGACCUUAACGAGUAACGGUAGGCUCCUUAAGAGUACAUAUUGGGCUAGUAGCUAGCUAGCUAAGCAAACAACGUGUCAUUUAGCUUGCUUCAUCAGAGAUUAUCCGUUUAGGAAAGAGUUUGACAUCGGCAAGUCCUUGUCCUGGUGAUGUUGUCAGUCGGACUAAUGUCAUCACCACUAUAGAUGGCGGGCAAAUCUAACAAUAUUUGCAUAUAGCCAUCUAAGUUAGCUUAUGUUGACGUGAUCUGUUAUUAGCUAGCUAGUUAAUUUGACGUGGUCCAUUAAUCAAUGUAGCCUAUCAUGUCUGUCAGCAGCAAUCGUUAUUAAACGCUCUUAAAAACAAUGUUAAAAAAAGGGAUAAUGUUAGCUAACAUUGCUAGAUAGGUCUAGCUACGUUGGUUGAAUAAAAAAGUACGUUAGCUAGGUCUACUUACCACUAUGUUUAGCCAACUGUACAAAGUUUAUACUGGUAGCUUGCAUAGUUAACAUUAUCAGCUAACAGUACAUCGUAAAUGCGCCCUUCUGCUGCCUGACAGGCAGAGCCCUCAAAGGAUGGGAAAUUAACCUAAAGAAACACUCAUACUUGUCAGGUAUAGUUCACUUUUAUUUUAUAUCCCUCAAAUAUCCAAUUCAUGGUGGCCAAUAUUGAGAGAUAUCUUGAGGCUACCUCACAUAUCUGAAAAUACAUGAUACAAUUAUGUUUACUGAAAAGCAUGUGGUUACUUGCUGUAUAACUCUGAUGAUAGAGCUAAAUGUGCGCAAUUGUUUUGCAUUGAAUAAUCUGACAUUUGUAGUUCUGAUUAUGCUCUUCAAGAGGUGAUGAUAUUACAACCAAACAGUUAAGAUUUAUUUAACAAUCCCUUAAACGGCAUUGCGUCGGUGAUGGAGGUACAGGCAGGAGGUGCCAGCCGACAGAACCAUGUGCAAAACGGCGUGCUGAAGGCCGGAUUAGUAACGGUUCCCUGUGGCUAUAUUGUCUCAGAUUACCUCCGACAUGAGGACAGAAUCAGUGGGCAACAGGUAAAGUAAGUCCGGAUGAAGUGUAUUCAACAUUCUGACUUGUGAUGGGACAAUUCAGAAAUGUUGAGCCUACAUGUUAGAGAUGAGUGUACUUCUUACACUCUCAGAUUCUAAAAGGGACUAAUAGUAGCUGUGUUUGCCACUAAACUAAGAAGUAUUUUCUCUCCCUUCUGAUCACCAGUGUAUAGUGCAGUCCUAUCUCCAGUGGCUUCAGGAUAGUGAUUACAACCCUAACUGUCGACUGUGUAAUAACCCACUGAUCUCCCAGGAUACUGUCAGAUUGGUCUGCUAUGGUAAGAUUGUCAACAUCUUGGAUUUGUUAUCCUUUGUGCUCUUAUUGAAUUUGGUAUAGUCGUGUUCUUUUUUGAAAGGAACUCUCUCCAUAUUAUUGUUGUUGCUUGAUAUUUCUGCUCUGUGGAAUUUGCACAAACCCACCUGAUUCAUUGCCCUUUCUCUGUAUCCAAGAUGUAUUUCACUGGUCCUGUCUUCAUGACCUGGCAGCCCGGUUGCCCCUACACACUGCUCCUGCGGGAUACCAGUGCCCCAACUGCCAGGGUCCGGUGUUUCCCCCCUCCAACCUGGCCAGCCCAAUAGCUGACAUGCUGAGGGAACAGCUGUCCUUAGUCAAUUGGGCAAGAGCUGGACUAGGCCUACCUCUGGUGAGGAAUAGGGUUGGGCUGGGUCACACUAGCAGUUAGAGAAAUUGAAUAGUGAUGUGACAGGGAUAUACUGGUUGAAAUGCUGGGUAUCGACAUUAAAUUGUGUAUGAUAUUAGUGUAAAAUAUUUUAGAGCUUACAUUAGAAUGAAUGUUUUAGGAGCCAUAAAUCAAAUGUUUCAUUUACUCAAGAAGGCACCUAUUAUGAAAUUAGUAUUCUGUGACAAUUCAACUCUAACAUGUACAUACUCUCUCCACUGCAAGAUUGAAGAACCUGUAGAAGCUAUUCAAGACAGCAAACAGGAUGUCACUGAUUAUGCUGACUGGUCCACGUUUGAUGGUGAGUCAUUGUCUCCGGUCCCGUUACUGCCUUGUUGGUCUACAAUAACGGGAGCCUGUAUUGCAGCUGAAGGCAUCAUGACAUAAUGCUAAGCUAAAUGUUCGAUUUGUUUGUUAGAAUCAGAAAGGUUACUGUAACAUUUACCUUCUCCCCCACUGUGCUAGCCCCAGCAUUGGAGACCACUGAAGCUUACCCCACUCACUCCUAUACCCCCAGCCCUAGCCCUGCCCCAACUCUAGUUCCACCUCCAGUACAGGAAGAUCAUGGACAUCUCCACAACAACGGGGCGAUGGUGGCAGAGGAACAACACUCUGGGGUCAACAUGAUCACUGCAACCACCAGUGACACCAUCACCCUACACACAGGUAAAGGACUAUGAAUGCUACUCUGGUUUGCAGGAACUAUACUUAUCCUAACUUGGUCCUCUGUAGCUGUGGUCCUCUGUAGCUCAGCUGGUAGAGCACAGGGCUUGUAACGCCAAGGUAGUGGGUUCGAUCCCCGGGACCACCCAUACACACAAAAUGUAUGCAUGACUGUAAGUCGCUUUGGAUAAAAGCGUCUGCUAAAUGGCAUAUUAUUAUUAUCAUAUUAUAACUUUUACUAACCACACAGUGUUGUCAUGCCUUACAGGCUAGUCCAAACCUAAGCCUCAACUCUAAUCUUAGUUCCUGUCAUUUUUUAUAACACACCUGAUAUUCCUCAUGUAGAUGCAUGCGUAUAAUGUAUGCUGUAUCCUCAUAUUUGGUUAUUCAUUUGAUGUUUAUUUUUGCUUCCAGCAUCAACCCCAAGGAAAGUCUAUGACACACGGGACUCUGGUCCCAGCUCUGGUCACAGCUCUGGUCCCAGCUCUGGUUACAGCUCUGGACACAGCUCUGUGACACAGAUCGACUUUGACGACGACAAGUACCGGCGACGACCAGCACUCAGCUGGUUUGCACAGAUUCUCAAGUCAGUAAUUUUAGUGUGUUAUAAUGUUAUUUAAAGUCGGUGCUCUUCAUUUUGUUAUUGCACAGCAAGUACACCUUUCUUAGCAAACCACAGUACAUAUGGACAACAGUACUUAAAGGAGAAGUUUUAUUUUUACAACCAAAUCUAUAUAUUUUUUAAAAAAUGUAAAUGGUAUGUUAUAGCAGGGUCCAGACACCAUUUUUGUGAUUUCACUUGUUUUCAAGAAACUUACCCCAAACAACAAUUAUUUUUCUCAUCCUCGUUGUGUAGUUUGGGGGCCCUGAAACAACCUGAACAAAGGCUCCAAAAACACCCAAAUAUGUCCUUUUAGAAACGAGAAAGCUCUCAGUAUAGUGAUGCAGGUCUUUGGAUGUUGCACACAUGAAAUUGUGUCAUUCCGAACAUUAUCCGCAACGUUGUAUUCCCUUUUGUGCGACUCGAGCCGUUUCCCCUAUCCAGCUGCCAAAAUAAAGGAAACACCAACAUAAAGUGGCUAAAUAGGGCGUUGGACCACUAGGAGCCACCAGAACAGCUUCAAUGCACCUUGGCAUAGAUUCUAGAAGUGUCUGGAACUUCCUGUGUAGAAUCAACCCAUGCUUUCAAUAUACUGUACUUUUUAUCUCUCAUUUACUCAAGUCUUUAUUUUAUUCUUUAUUUUGGCAGUUACCUGUAGAAUGGACUGAGAGGGUCGCAACAAAACUGAAUAUAACGUUGCGGAUAAACUCUGUUGAAGAUAUAAAUGAAUUUGUGUUCACAGAAAUCGGACGGGUUCAAAGAGGACAGGCCUGUCCUGGAAGCAGAGGGUCUUCAUGCUCCUUCUGGUUGGAGUGCUGGGAUUCUUUACCUUGAUUAUCAUUAUGGCUAAACUGGGCCGUGCUUCAGCCGACUCUGACCCCAACUUAGACCCCCUACUAAACCCCAACAUCCGAGUGGGCAAAAACUGA